AUGACGGACGCGCGUCGCUACGACCGCGCGAACGACCCGUACUACGUCGUGCGCGACGAGAUCGCGCGCCACGUCGACGACCUCGCGCGCCGCGCGCGGAGCGGCGCCGCGAGCGCGACGGUAAGCGCGGCGCUCGAGCGAGACAUCGAGAGCGCGCGCUGGGAGCUCGACGAACUCGACCGCGCGAUCGCGGUCGCGGAGCGCGAGAGCGCGCGGUACAAGCUCGACGCGCGCGAGAUCGACGAAAGGAAACGGUGGAGCGCGCGGGCGCGCGAGGCGGUGGACGAAGCGAUGGCGACGACGCGCGCGAGGGCUCGAGCGGGACGCGCGAACGGGGACGGCGACGGCGACGCGAACGGGACGACGACGCGAACGGCGGGAGACGCGGGCGUCGGUGAGGCGGGAUUCGACGAUCAUCAACAGUUGCUCGUGCGAAGGCAAGACGAGGAUCUGGACGACAUAUCGGCGAGCAUAACGCGCAUCGGACAAGUCGGUUUGACCAUCGGCGAGGAGCUCGCGUCGCAGUCGAAAAUGUUGGAGGACUUGGACGAAGACGUCGACGGCGUCAACGCGAGGUUGGCGGCGGCGGAGCGAAAGAUGCGAGAUGUUUUGAAAAAGGUCGGUCUGCGCGGACAGCUUUGCGUGAUUUUCUUCUUGACCGUCGUGUUGUUCGUCUUGUUCGCGAUCGCGUUUCAGUGA
This is a messenger RNA of Ostreococcus lucimarinus CCE9901, 699 nucleotides long. RefSeq lists its product with no specific name. Lineage: Eukaryota; Viridiplantae; Chlorophyta; Mamiellophyceae; Mamiellales; Bathycoccaceae. Gene Ontology annotation, cellular component: membrane; SNARE complex; endomembrane system. Gene Ontology annotation, molecular function: SNARE binding; SNAP receptor activity. The coding region runs from base 1 to 699 and encodes 232 amino acids. The transcript has a single exon. The record is from RefSeq and is a predicted model, not a curated record. Gene Ontology annotation, biological process: intracellular protein transport; Golgi vesicle transport; vesicle fusion.